Penicillium robsamsonii is the source of this 735-nucleotide messenger RNA. RefSeq lists its product as uncharacterized. NCBI's taxonomy places the organism in Eukaryota, Fungi, Ascomycota, Eurotiomycetes, Eurotiales, Aspergillaceae. The record is from RefSeq and is a predicted model, not a curated record. The transcript has a single exon. The coding region runs from base 1 to 735 and encodes 244 amino acids.
AUGGAGCUAAGGCCGACCAUCAAGUUCAAGCUGAAUGGGGUAUCUAAAUCCGGGGCUGAUAUCGAUACCUUGGAACUCCAAGCUUGCUAUCGCGCUCUCGACAACCUGCGGAGCUUAUUGUUUCAAGUGCCGAUGCUAGAUCUUCUGGAAGGUCAAAUCGAUCAAGGAAACCGCUAUUUUGAAUCGUUGAUUCGGGCCUCUCGAGGGGGAUUCCGAGAAUGCAGAACAUAUAUGAAAGUAACGGGGGUCUCGGCGACAGAGAUGAGUGCGAUCUGCAGCCGCUGGCAACUCUCCCAGCCCCUUGAUAAGAUGGCACGAAGCUUCAUAUUCCCAACGCACCCAGAGAACUAUGUGGUUAUGCAUUCGCCAGGAGCCCCCGCCAGAAGUGGGCCAGACUGUGGGGUGGAGCUGAUGGGGGAGCAUAUGGCCAAGAUUCAAUUUGUUGAUCUCACCGACAGCGGAGAUAUUCCCAUGUGGAUGGUGGAGGAGCGAGAGGAUGAGUAUGAAAGGGCGGAGUACUUGGUCGCGAAACUUGACAGUGGGAGCAACUUCUUCUAUAUCUUGAACGAAUUCAUGGAUACUGAGGGUGGUUGUAAGAUCAAGCUACGGGCCUUUUUCCCGUCUGCUUCACCUUGGUCAUUGGUCAAUGGACAUGCGGAACAUCUUGCGGUCGAGUUUCGAAAUCUGCUCCAGAUGGUUUAUGGGGCAAUAGAGGAGCUGGAAGACAGCUAUUGA